This is a messenger RNA of Cydia splendana, 4142 nucleotides long. RefSeq lists its product as uncharacterized. NCBI's taxonomy places the organism in Eukaryota, Metazoa, Arthropoda, Insecta, Lepidoptera, Tortricidae. Bases 47 to 709 code for a protein of 220 amino acids. The record is from RefSeq and is a predicted model, not a curated record. Gene Ontology annotation, biological process: chromosome segregation. The transcript has 4 exons. Gene Ontology annotation, cellular component: Ndc80 complex.
GUUUGUUGUGCUAGUUUUUAUUUGUUUCAGCUUCGAAUUUGUAAACAUGAGUGUAAUCGACGAAACAUGGGACUUCACAAUAGAUAUGAAACAAUUAGAUAAAAAGUUAUUCUGUGAAUUCAAAUCUGAUGUGGGAAAUGUAUCUAAACAAAUCGCAAACCAGUUACAUGGUUUCCAAACACAGAACCUAAAUUACUCUGGAAGUUCAUCUAAGAACAGUGACGACGAAUUAAGAAAGAUAACUGAAAGAAACAAACAACUGGUACACGAUAUUAAAUCCAAAGUUGAAGAAUACGAGCUACAACAGGUGAAAUACAACAAAUUUAAGUCAGAGCAAAAAUUACUUGCAAAAGAAAUCAAGGAUACCCAUGAAGCAUUUUUAAUGGCAAAAAAGUAUUACAAGAAGUUUUUAAAAAUUUACUUCACCAUUGAAUCAAGGAAUGAUGGGAAAGAUGGGAUAUUUCUACAGUUCUUCACUGAAGCAAAGAAAGAAUCCAAAGGAAAUUCAGUUUAUUUGUUGAGGGACUCAAAAACUAAACAUUAUGAAGUGUUGGAGAUAACACCAGGGCAAGAGAUUUGUAAAGAAGUUCAACAGAAACUUCAAGCUACGAAUGAUGUGCCCGGUGCUCUUUGCUACAUCAGACGACAUUUCAUGAAAAUGAAGAAAGGAAAAAAGGUAUCAACAAACAUGAACUACAUGAAGAGAUAAAAUAAAUAAUGAUUCAUAUUUUUUAACUCAAUUAGCUGCUGCUUGCUUUGUAACAUUGUAUAAUAUAUUAAUAUUCACCAUUGAUUCCUUAGGGUGAUAUUCCACCUUAGUACUAGCGGUUGACCAAAAUCAGCUGCAAAUGGUGUUAAAGGUAUGAAAAUCGGCAUGAUUAAUCUUUAGGCCAUUUGAAUCAAUUUGACCCGUAGCACCACAAAAAAAAAACAAACGGAAAGGAGUUAUGACGUCAUCUUUUUUUUGUAAGGAAAAUAAAAAAAAAUUGUUCAGAAACCUAUCGCGUGUGGUAUUAAAUGAAAGGGCAUUUUGAGCCGGUUCUAAAAAUAUAUCACAUUAUUAUAUUUCCGUCACUUGCAUUCAAUUAAAAUAAAAAUAAUUUUCUAAACAUACCAAGUUUGGGCUCCUCCAGAUACGAAACCAUUGCAUUAUUUUUUGUAAAAUAUACCUCAAGUAAUACCCAAUAUCCUCAUAUCUAACCCCAAGAAAUUAAUUUCUAAAAUAUUUAGUUUUAGUAUUCUUAUUAAAUUUUUUAUUAUUACAAAUUGUGAUCUAUCAAUCUAUCAAUGAAACGGCCUCCUAGCCUAGUCGAUAGUGACCCUGCCUAUGAAGGUAUCGUCUUGGGUCGUCCCAUUCGUUUUUUGCCAAGUUCUUAAAUUAGUCCUAUUCUGCUUUCGUCACCCAUUCUGCAUUUGUCACUAUCGUCGGUGGUCUUUCUCAUCUUUGGUCAUAUUUGUUGUUUGCCUUUUUCUUAUAUUUUUAUUUAACAUUUGUUUAAUUAGUGCUUUAAUAAGGACACCAAAAUUAAACCCCUUUACUUUUCAUUUCGAAUAUGGGGAAAUGCAAAUAGGGGAAGGUAGGGUCAAAUCGAGACUUAAGGGAAAUGUUUAAUAAAAUCUUUAUUUUGUACGGUUUUAUCCCAUGCCUAGUCUAAAGCCGGGUGUACGGUACACGGGGAAAAAUCGCGUAUAGGAUUCGGUACAGCGUGUACCAAAUCCUAUACGCGAUUUUCCCCUUAGUAAUACUAAUGAAGUGCUCCAAGUUCUUCAGGUUCCCAACCAGUACAGCCUUCAUGGGCCAUUUUCUUAGUUUUACUUUAGACAUUUUUACUUUAGUUGACAAACUUACCAAGAAGGUUGACAGCAGUUACCAAAGCUUUUAUCAGUCUGAAACUAUCUAAGUAGCCAUACUGCCGUGCCCUGGUCUAUGACCAGGCACGGCACGAUGGAAUAAGCCCCGUGUCUCCAUUUUGGACUAAUCUCCCCUACAUGUGUAUUGUUUAGGGUAGGUACUUUCAAUUAAUAUUUUAAGUAAAAAGAUCAUUGUUUAUGGAAACAAAACAAAAAACAAGACGUAGAGUAAAUGGGACGAAUAUCGAAUGGGACGAAUAUCGAACGGGACCAAUAUUGAACGGGACAAAUAAAGAAUGUGUCCAAAUUUCAAAAGAGCCUAAAUAAGAAAAAUACGAAAUUAGAAUAUGACCAAAGACGAUAGGACGAAUAACGAAUGCACAAAAAAAAGAAAUUGACUAACAUCGAACAUGCCCAAAGAAGAUGAUGACGAAUACCGGAAUAAGCCGAAAUAAGAAAAAGGCAAACAACCAAAUAUGAAAAAGACCACCGAUGAACUUGACGAAUGUAGAAUGCGUGACGAAAGCAAAAUAGGACUAAUUUAAGAAAUUGACAAAAAACGAAUGGGACGACCCAAGACGAUACCCCUAUGAAGCAGGAGGUCCCAGGUUCGAAUCCUGGUAAGGGCAUUUAUUUGUGUGUUCAUCAUCAUCAUCACACAAAUAAAUGCCCGUAUACACAUAUAUACAAGCCCUGGUAAGGGCAUGCCCUUACCAGGAUUCGAACCUGGGACCUCCUGCUUCAUAGGCAGGGUCACUAUCGACUAGGCUAGGGGGCCGUUUCAUCGAUAGAUUGAUAGAUCACAAUUUGUAAUAAUAAAAAAUUAAAAAAAAGCACUAAAACUAAAUAUUUUCGAAAUGAAUUUCUUGGAGUUAGGUAUGAGGAUAUUGGGUAUUACUUUAGGUAUAUUUUACAAAAAAUAAUGCAACGGUUUCGUAUCUGGAGGAGCCCAAACUUGGUCUUCUUCUUCUUCCUCGCGUUAUCCCAAUAUUUUUGCCACGGCUCAUGGGAGCCUGGGGUCCGCUUGACAACUAAUCCCAUGAUUUGACGUAGGCACUAGUUUUUACGAAAGCGACUGCCAUCUGACCUUCCAACCCAGAGGGUAAACUAGGCCUUAUUUGGGAUUAGUCCGGUUUCCUCACGAUGUUUUCCUUCACCGAAAAGCAACUGGUAAAUAUCAAAUAAUAUUUCGUACAUAAGUUCCGAAAAACUCAUUGGUACGAGCCGGGGUUUGAACCCGCGACCUCCAGAUUGCAAGUCGCACGCUCUUACCGCUAGGCCACCAGGAGCCCAAACUUUGUAUGUAUUGAAAAAAUUUUUCUUUUAAUUGAAUGAAGUGACGGAAAUAUAAUAAUGUGAUAUAUUUUUAGAACCGGCUCAAAAUGCCCUUUCAUUUAAUAUCACACACGAUAGGUUUCUGAACAAUUUUUUUUUUUCCAUACAAAAAAAAAGAUGACGUCAUAACUCCUUUCCGUUUGUUUUUUUUUUCGUGGUGCUACGGGUCAAAUUGAUUCAAAUGGCCUAAAGAUUAAUCGUGCCGAUUUUCAUACCUUUAACACCAUUUGCAGCUGAUUCCCGAAUUUCAGGUUGUACCGCUAUCACUACCUGUCUAAUUUCUUGGUCCAAUGUCAUUGCGUCUCACUCUCUCUCUCUCUUAUUAAGCAAAAUGUGAGACAAAAUAUACAUUGGAGAAAGAUAUUGGACAAACGGAAUACCACCCUUAGAUAUAAGGAGAGGUUGCACACUAUAGAACCCCUCAAGAAAGACAGAUAUAACAUCUUUGUUUUGCAACAUGACGUGGACUGUUCUGUGAGUUCAGUUUCAGCUAUGGCACAGAUACAAGAUUGUAAUUCUUUACGGCUAUAUUUUGUAAAUAAAUGAAUACUUGCAUAUUAAUAUAUAUUUUACUUUUUUAACAUGAGAUUUUCCCAACUUAUAAAUUUCAGAAAACAUUUCAAGUCAAAGUAACUAUUUAAAAUAUUAUUUAAUAUCGGUAACAAUAUUUGGCUCACAUUUUAAUUGCUAAUUUGUGUCAUCAUAUAUUAUUGUGUGCCUUGUUUAUCAUUCGACAAAUAAUUUGUUAAAAUUAAGCCUUAGAUCUAUGUAAGCUAUGAAAGAACUCGAAAAUUUAUUUAAGCUGAUAAAAAAUACUGAAAGUGAAACCAGUUAUACCGACAUUUACGUAAAUCAUGUUUAAAAGCAAUAUAAAUAAUUAUGUUUAAUGGAAUUAUAAUAACAGUUGGCCCCUAUACAAUACUGGUAUAACAAAGUAUUUAUAAGAAAUUCACACU